This is a messenger RNA of Trichobilharzia szidati, 1185 nucleotides long. The record is from the annotation of a GenBank genome assembly. Lineage: Eukaryota; Metazoa; Platyhelminthes; Trematoda; Strigeidida; Schistosomatidae.
CUGAUGCACGCUACAAGGCGCAGUGCUCAAGUGUUGCGUUACAUUGAUUGUCUUCGAUGUGGGACUUAUCAUUCAAUAUGACUCCCUCCGGUUUUGGUAUUCAGUUCCAUGAUAUGUACCCGAAGAAAGAAUCAACUUCCAUGGUGUAAGCAGCCGGGAAGUAACAACCAUCCACACAUUUCCAAAAGCACACAAAACCCUCCUGAUCACCAUUCUCCCUGUCUUUCUGCUUUGUCCGCUGAUUAGAAUGAAAGUAACGUAAGGUAAACAGUUUUUUCAACUAGUCCUGACGUGUUUCCGUUUGUCUUGUUGGGGGGAUUUGCGUUCUGGUGUUGAUAAUAAUAACACUGAAGUGGGAUAAGUAGCUAACUUUAGUAUUUAUUCUCAGUUUUAGACUAACUGAUUUUCUUAUGCCUUUAUAUAUUCUGUCACAGGAAUCUAUUGCAAAGAAAAUGAAAUCUCCAAUAGAAAUUCCUUAUGUUCAUUCAAAGCGUGACCAAUUAGAUCAGAGAGCAAUUUAUGGCUUUAUCAUAUAUCUCGCAUGUUUUCCUGCAUUUCUAUUGUAUGUAAUCUGGGCAUAUAUACCUCAUGAAUGGUUGAAUUCUAUUGGAAUAACUUACUUACCUAACAAGCACUGGGCAAUCACUGCACCAAUGUCAGCGUUGGUUAUAUCUAUAAUCGGACUUCUCGCCUAUUCAUGGAAUAAUCGAUCGCUUAUGCAACCACUGACAUCCAUUUAUCAGAUUCGAGAUAAACAUUCAAUGUGUCGUGUAAAUGACAUGGUGGAUAAACAAGACUUGAAGCAAUUGGAUGUGAUCCAGUCAACAACUAGUUACACACGGGAAGAGCCAAUAAUUCCUCAAUUACAUGAUUUAGAUUAUAGAUUAGUUACAAAUGAAUUAUACCUUAAACAGCAUAGUAAUUAUUUUACUCACUAAGUAGGAUAUUAAUAAUAAUACUAACCUGAGUUUUUAAAAAUUAUUUAUGACAUGUGAAUAUAUCCUUCUAAUUUUAUUUUUCUAUGUUUUUUUGAACAUUUAUACUACUGUAUACUACUAUUAAGUAGUACGAUAAAUUGUAUCAAAUUUAUUUACUCGCUUUAUUGAAAUUGUGCGUCAAGUAUAGACGGUCAUAGUUGAAAUUUGGUUUUAUCUAUUUUACUUUAAAUAAAAGUUGUGAAACUUU